Molecule: messenger RNA, 1135 nt
Organism: Owenia fusiformis
Lineage: Eukaryota; Metazoa; Annelida; Polychaeta; Sabellida; Oweniidae
Source: the annotation of a GenBank genome assembly
AUGCGCAUCGCUAAUUAUUGGUGGAUUUCCGGUUUACUUCCGCAUACAACAGACACGAAAAGUAUCUUCUUCAAAGAUUGUUUUCUCCAUUUCUGUAAGGUAUCUGAAUACAAAGCCACCAUGAAUGUAGAACAUGAAGUACAGCUUUUGGUAGAAGAAAUUAAAAGGCUUGGAGCUCCAAAUUCUGAUGGACUGAUUGCUACCACAUUUGGAGUUUUAUUCCAUGAUGACCGUUGUGCUAACAUAUUUGAAGCUUUGGUUGGGACACUCAGAGCAGCAAAACGCAAGAAGAUUGUCAAGUAUGAUGGAGAGCUGUUGCUACAAGGUGUCCAUGAUAAGGUUGAAGUUGUACUAUUGAAGGAGUAUUAGAUGAAUUAAAGACUCUGUACAUUUAUAUUACAUGGACGUAAUACUCAAGUGCAAUGAGUUUCCAAAAUAUUUUAGUCCCUUUUCUAUAAAUCCUUAUUCAAAUGUAAAAUAUGGACACUAUGCACAACAUAUCAUGUUUGAAAACAGACAUUUACUAUAUGUAGAUGUAACUCGUAAUGAUAAUGAUGCUAGAUUUUGCAGUAUAUAGCCAAUGACUAGUACAUUGUACAUGGUUGUUUCAGUGGACCAAAACAACACAAAAGCUCAAAUAUGGCUUAGAUGUAUUGUUUUUGGCAUUUAAAACCUAAUUUUUAUGCAGAUGUAUAUGCUGAAUAUAGUAAUUAUAGUAUAUGGGAUUUGUCUUGCCAUAAGUUCCCUUCAUUAUCAUGGACCAUAUUUUGAAAUAACUUUCAGAAUAAUGUGUGUGGUUAAUUUAUGGAGAAAUUAUCAAAUUUCCAUUCAAAAAAUAUGUUCAGCAGAUGUAAGGUCUUACUUCCAUUUAACAGCCCAGGGCUUUAUUACAAGGAAAUUGUUACAUGUAUUCUUGAAGAACCACAGGGUGUUGACAUAUUCAGGUAAUUGACUGAUUUUGUAUUUUGAUUAGCCUUGAAAUAAUAUGGACAAUUAGCAUUUUGUCACUUUCCUUAUAAUGCACAAUACACAACAAAAUGUAUGCAAAAACAGAUCUCCAUUUAUUUUUUAUAGAAAUAUGAAUCAUACAUUGUAUGCCAUAAGUUCUUUGUAAUAAAUUAUGUGGAUAUUUGUA